CACACAAUACUACUUUUUAUCUGUUGCUAACAUGUAGGCUACAGGAACUCACAACAAUACUGACUGUUUUGCUAUUUUAUUUUCAAUAAAACUACAUAGUCGUGGUACUUUAGUGGUUACAUGUAACUUAAAAUGUAAACAUGAUGGGUUUUUAACAGGGUCUGCCGAUCGACCUUUGGACUGCAAACAGGAAGACAAAGUUGGGUACAAACAGACUAUCCUUUUUUCUUCUUUAGUAUUUUUUUAUGGCACAAAAACACCUGAACGCUGGAGCUCAAGAAAAGACAGAUUUCUUCAUGAUCAGUAUUUGUUUCUUUUUAUUUUGCUUUUAUGAGUUGAAGGGUUGUAGUCUCUUUGCUGCUCCUCCCUUUUCCCCCAAAAGUCCAAUUUUAUGUGAGAAAACACAUCUAGAGUCUCUUGCUGAGCCUGUGAUGACCGUUUAAUCCCCCUGUGACUCUCACAUGAUGAAGAAAUCUCAGGCCUCACAGUACUCGGUGCAAAACAAAGCAUGGUUAUUCUACACUUGCCUGACUUGCAGCAGAUUGUUCUCUCAUGUUUAACAUCAGUUCUUGUCCUCCAGAACAGCUAAAAGCACCAAGAGUUUCAGCUCCUGCUAGUUUACAAGAUGAGGCGUUAUUUUUGGUCCAAAGGUUUUCCUUGGUUCAGAAGAGACCCGUCGAAGAAUGAGUUUAGUCCACUCCUACCAAAGUCAGGAGCUGCAGGAGGAGACGAUAAGGAGGUUGACCUUGAAACUGGAACGCAUCAAACUGAGACCAAUAAUGGACAGGACCUCAAGAGCCCCACAUGGAUCCAAACCCACUACAGUUAUUCUUGGAUGGAUUAUUUCCUUAAGUACUUUCUCUUCCUCUGCAACCUGGCGUUUACCGUUUUUGGCUUAAUGGUUCUUGGUUUGGGAAUGUGGGGCCUCAUCAGCAAAGAAUCGUUUGCUCAGGAAAGGAUUGGCAGCAUCGGCACCGACCCGAUGCUGGUGCUUGUGAGCUUGGGCUUUCUGCUUGCUGUGCUCUGCCUGACAGGGUGCGUAGGCGCCAUCCGAGAGAACUCCUGCUUACUGAGGCUCUUUUCAGGCAUCUUGUUGAUCCUCAUCACAGUUCAGGUGUUGAUCGCCAUCAUGGCCUACAGUAUGCAAGAUCAGAUUGAAGUCUACAUGAGGUCCGGCAUGUUAGCUGCUAUGGCAGGGUAUCAAGAUGAUCUGGAUCUGAGGUUCAUCACAGAUGAGAUUCAAACAAACCUGCAGUGCUGUGGGGCCGAUACCUACCGUGACUGGGAGACCAACAUAUAUUACAACUGCUCAUCUCCAGGAGUUCUGGCGUGUGGCGUCCCUGCAACCUGCUGCGUGGACCCGCUGGACAACGGCACCGUGUGGAACUCCCAGUGUGGGCUUGGAGCCCAGCGGUUAGACGAGUUCACCGCUCAGAGCACAAUUUUUCUGGGAGGCUGCAUCGGGGGGAUCUCCCGCUGGAUCGAGCUGAACCAGGGCCUGGUUGGAGCUGUUGCAGUUGUGGUGCUGGGGGUCCAGAUUCUGGCCGUGUUUAUUACCACACGACUGCUGGAAAGCAUCAACUGGCACAAAAUGCACGCAUGACGUGGAUGUGAAAUUAAAAGAGGGUUGGUUGCUUUAC
Molecule: messenger RNA, 1640 nt
Organism: Oryzias latipes (Japanese medaka)
Lineage: Eukaryota; Metazoa; Chordata; Actinopteri; Beloniformes; Adrianichthyidae
Gene: tspan10
Product: tetraspanin 10
Cellular component (GO): plasma membrane
Source: RefSeq, a predicted model, not a curated record